AUGAAGACGAAAUCUGAAUGCAUUCUCAGGCGUAUCAACCUGCUUAAAGUACGACGCCUUCUGCAUCGCCGGCUCCCCCUCCAGAUUCUUCACCACCCUGCUCACGACAGGGAACUCGGCCAGAUCGACCCCGAACCGCUGGGCAUUCCACGCCGCCGGCAGCAGGCACAGGUCCGCGAUCGAGACCUCGUCGCCGCCCUCGGCCAUGAGGGACUUGUUCCAGUCCUCGGCGCUGCCGCCCAGCUCGCGGACGCGGCGCAUGAUGCGCAGGUUGGUCACGGGCUGCGUGUCGGCCGCGAUGAUGUUGGCGAGGGCGCGGACGAUGGCGCGGGCUCUGACAUCGCUGGGAAGGAGGCGGGUGGUGUCUGGGGCAGCGAGGGACUGGCCGAUGCGGAAGGGGACGCCUGUGCCUUGGUCUGCGCCGCUGGGCUUGGGGACGAGGAGGGGGACUGA
Clonostachys byssicola is the source of this 453-nucleotide messenger RNA. Lineage: Eukaryota; Fungi; Ascomycota; Sordariomycetes; Hypocreales; Bionectriaceae. The record is from the annotation of a GenBank genome assembly.